This is a messenger RNA of Dermatophagoides farinae (American house dust mite), 1343 nucleotides long. RefSeq names its product sex comb on midleg-like protein 2. The record is from RefSeq and is a predicted model, not a curated record. Lineage: Eukaryota; Metazoa; Arthropoda; Arachnida; Sarcoptiformes; Pyroglyphidae. Gene Ontology annotation, cellular component: nucleus. Gene Ontology annotation, biological process: negative regulation of DNA-templated transcription. Gene Ontology annotation, molecular function: histone binding; chromatin binding.
UUUGUUUGCUACAUGCAAAGACAUUUUGGGUGUAUUUAGCAUGAAUCAAGAAUCGUGAACAGUGAGCACAUUGUGUGUUAGUUUUUUGUCCAUCUCGUAUGUGUGUGUGUACAAUUUUGUUUGUUUUGAAAAUUUGGUCAUUCGUUUUGUGGCGUUUGCUGAUUAAAUACCCGUCUACAGUUUGGUUUUGUUUUGCCUGAUUCAAGUCAAUUUUGUUUCCGCUUCUUUUAUUUGAAUCACUUUAAUUGGUUAUUUGAAGAAACGACUUUUUCCACAUGGCACAGUCAGCACCAGCCAUGUGUUUUCGACAUCAUCUUGAGAUACCAGUCAACGAAUUUGAAAUUGGCCACAAACUUGAAGUGACUAGUUCGGUUAGUCACAAAUUGGUACAUUUAGCAACCGUAGUCGGUAUGGUGGGUCCACGUUUGCAGCUACGUCUGGAUGGAUGCCACAAUAAAAUGGAUUGUUUCAAAUUAGUCGAUAACAAUUCAAUAAGACCUGUUGGCACCCACAAGUCAAGAGGCUGUUUACUCGGUGCACCAUUAUUUUUUGGGAAAUGCAUAACAAAAUAUGGCCGUUUCUGUCAACAGGUGUUGGAAAACUCGGUGCAUGCACCGCCAAAUUGUUUCAAAAAAGCACCGAAAAUUCCAGAUAGAAAUUAUUUCCAACCCGGCAUGAAAUUAGAAGUGAGUGACAUAGAUCGGCCAAACCAGAUUGUUCCAGCCACAAUAAAGAGUGUGGACGGUGUAAAUGUCCUGAUACACAUGGAUGGUUGGCCAGAGGAUAAAGAUUAUCAUUGUCCUUAUUACUCGCGAAGUUUGUUUCCGGUUGGUUGGUGCCAAAAAACUGGUCACGUUCUGCAACCACCCGGUCCUUAUGAUGAACGAAUCAUUAGUGCUAAAAACAAUAACAAGCAACGACAGCAAAAGAGACAACAACAACAGCAACCACAACCGAAUGUUGGUAAUGGUGGUAGAAAGCGGAAACGAAAAACUACCACCUCAACACCUGUUGAUGGCAAACCAAGUGGAAGCAAUGCGAUGAAUCGAUAUAAAGCGCAAUUGCCACCUAGAGCAGUGGUCCAUCAAUGGCCAGUGGAUGAAUUGGUACAAUUUUUGAAGAUGCGUUUUCCGCAAUUUCACCGAUUCGAACAAAAGUUUCGAUCGCACGAAAUUGAUGGCCACGCAUUUCUUUUAUUGACCGAUCAUGAUUUGAUGAAAUAUUUGGGCGUUAAUAAGAGCCAUACGCUCAAGAUGAUCGACCUGAUUGAAAAGAUCAAUUUCCAUUGAAUCAUUAAUGAAAAGUCCCAUUUCGAGUUGGUUGCAUUUUUUUUGUCAUUCAAU